Molecule: messenger RNA, 1629 nt
Organism: Eremomyces bilateralis CBS 781.70
Lineage: Eukaryota; Fungi; Ascomycota; Dothideomycetes; Eremomycetales; Eremomycetaceae
Exons: 2
Coding region: 1-1629 (542 amino acids)
Source: RefSeq, a predicted model, not a curated record
AUGGACUCAACAUACCGGUCUCCAAAACGGAGGAAAUCAUCCAUCGGCAACUUCACCCCGACCCGAGCAUCUUUUAUGUCCCCAACCAAAGCGAGCCUCGCGAAGUUCAAUCCGGAUCUUCUCCCACCGUCGCGCAGAAGCUCGAUUAUCCGCUCGCUGUCGCAACCUAGAUCAUCAUCACUCGUCCCGUCCGGUCUCGCAGACUUUCCCCGCGAAAUCAGCAAACGAAGCAGGUCCGCCGCGAAGACUGAGAGACAAUCGUCGGCUGUGGAGAGAGAUACCGAUCAGGAAACCAUGGGCCGGGAAGUUGGGUCUUUAUCGCCAAUUCGGCGCAAGUCUAUGAGGCUGGCGGAGCCGCUUCUGAUGACAGCCAGUCGAAGACUCGAGAGCCCUAGGUUACGGGACGUAUUCGGGAUCGCCCCAUUCCCCGUCGAACCACCGGCGGAGACCGAGGCCGAAGCUGGUGAACAUGUACCUACCGCUCAUGAUGGAGACAGGUCGCCUCCCUCGAACCAGCACAAGCGCACUAGCAAACGGAAACGGGAUGCCGAUCUAGUUGUUGAGGAGGCGACCGCGCCACCACCUGCGUCCGAGGAAAUCGUUGCGGAGAUGCUCCGAUUGGAAUUGGAGCUGGCUGAGUUGCGGCGUGACGUUCGGCUUCUCGACGAGCAGACAAAGCGAGCGGAAACGUUCCUGGAUUUCAGUUUCGAUGGGCCGGAAGAUGUCGACGCGUUGCUGUCUGCGCUAUGCGAGGACGAUGAGCAACCCGCGACACCGGACCGGACGGCUCCGCUAUCAAUGUCCCAAUUGCUGGGCUCAUUGUUCCGGGGCCAUGCACAUGUAUCCCAGGCCAACGGAACGAUCGAGCACACGGAACCUCCACCAUCGUUGCAACCCAUUGAAGACGACAAUUUUGUGGAAACAAUGAAACGAGUCACGCAUUUCACUUUCCAUGGCAACUUAUCAAUAAUUCCUAGAUCGGAGAACCCCGGGGUGUCGGAAGAGCCCCGUCUCCAAUAUGACAUCAGCGUCAAAAGCCCGAAGCUGCAUUUGACAGCCAACGUCCGGCUCAUACUUUCCUUGCAGGAAUCAGGGGGAGGACAUACAUUCCGAGUGGACAAGCUAGCCGUCCCAAGCAUCAAUCGCUGGGCUCGAAAGGAGAUCGGCACCUGGAUCGACGCCUGCUGCUCGCGAAAGGACGUCUCCGUGCUCUUCCACGGUCUGGAGUCCUACUACCUCCACGCGUAUGCGCGAGGCCGGCGCUGGAUCGAACUAGAAUCGACGUUCCCGACCCUCCUGAUGGAGCCCGUCGGUACCCAGAUCCGCAAGCAGUUCAGCCGCAACCGGAUCGCGUUCUGCCGAGGCGCCUCGGUGCUGACCUUCAUCCAUAAGCUGGACCUCUCGUGGGCGGGAGAGGUGCGGAGAGAGGUCGAGCUCGCGCUGCCGAAGGAGAAUCCGUACCAGAUCCUAUCCGGCGCAUCUAGUACAGACAGUACGGAGAGCGAUUCGGUCAAUUUGUACGCAAAUAUGCUGGAUGAACACCCAGGCUUGUUGGAUAUCACGGCGGAGAAGGCGUUGAUCUUCAGGUUCUUUCAGGUAGAACCGGAUGGGCCACCAGAGGUAGAUUGA